Porites lobata is the source of this 14783-nucleotide messenger RNA. The record is from the annotation of a GenBank genome assembly. Lineage: Eukaryota; Metazoa; Cnidaria; Anthozoa; Scleractinia; Poritidae.
GUCGAAAGCUAAAUGAAGCUACGAAUUCUUCUUCUGGGAUCGGGUUAUGUUACUCGACCAUGGCUACCGCUAGUUGUCGGAGAGCUCUUUUGAUCCUUUCCAAACGUUCUUGGAGCGACUUUCACAGGAAAUUGGAGAAGAACAGCUGAAAAGUUUGAAAUUCUUGCUUGAAAAGCAUAUUCCGGCUGGCACUUUGGAAAAAUUCACAACACCAAGGAAACUGUUUAAGUGUAUGAAGCAGAAACAAUAAUUUAGAUUUCCUCGAGGAGCUUUUAACGGUAGCUCAGCGAUCAGAUCUUGUAGAGAUUGUUAAAGAUUUUAAACGGCAACCAACAAUGGAAAUGGACAGCGGAUAUCCAGGUAACUAUGGGAUAAUUAAUUAUGUAUAUGCAGGGCUUUCAGUAAGUUUUUGAGUAGCAGGUUGUGUUGGAAAAGUAGGCGUCUAGGGGGGUCUGGGGGCACGGUCUCCCAGAAAAUUUUGAAACCUAGACACUCAGAAAUGCCAUUUCCAGCAUUUUCCAAGAGGUAUUUUCCUCUAAAAAGGCAAGGGAAACGAGGCAUAAAACGGUCCACAUAUAACAGAGAUUGGAUGUUUAUUAUUUGGGUGCGGCCCAAAUAGAGUAAUGGAAACGGCUUGUUUUGGUGCAAAUGUGCAAUAGGCACGCAAUACGUGCUAACAUAAACAAGGGAACUAAACAAGUGAAGCGAGGCGAAUGUCUGCCAUGUGAACGUCUUGUACAAGGUAAGAGGCAUGUGGGAAAGAAAGGUCUGCUAGCACACGGCAAUUUAUCCCCCUUUUACGAUCUCAACAGUUUAUCUGAAUCCUCAGUAUUUUUGCCUCAUUGAAAUUUGGAAGUCUGAAGUCCAGGGAUGAAGUCUAUCAAAAAUAUUUGGAAUAUUAAUGUCGGGUUUUGGUCACAAUAAGAUCACAAGCAACAAACAUUGGAAAAACGGAUCGAAAUCCACCAAUCACAAAUCACAAACAAUGACCUUUUGAACCCAUUGAAGAAAACUUUCUUUUCCUAAGAGGUCCGCUAAGAUAACUGGCGUCUGACAUUUUUUUGAUGAGAGGAUCGAAAUGUACCAAUCAUAGGAUGACAGUUUUAAUUGCAUGUUUCCUAACAGGUCAUCUGAGUUUGCUUUUUUUUAUUUUAUGUCCAUUUUGUUUUCAUUAUUUUGUGAUUGGUUGAUUUUGUUAGGUCGAGUGGAUAAUCCAAUGAGUUGAGUCACAUGAUCAACUGAAGUAAUCUUUGUUAUCUUACUGUAAAUUAAAGUGCACAACUACAACUCAUUCAUUUUAAUGGUGGCAAUUACUGGUGUUGGUAUCUACAGCAUUGAGGCUGGCAGAUAUAAUGUAUUUGAUUCUCAUGCUAGUUAACAAUUAUUCUUUGAAAUCGAGGUGAAUAGUGGCUAAAUAUUUACCGAGCCGCGAAAUAUUCCCAAACCCGUUAUUCACCGAGAUUGAAAAGAAUAAUUGUUUUAGUAUAUACACACGAAGUGAUCUCAACAAAAUCAGUGAGGAAACCAUUAAAAAGUACGAUUUGAUUGACAGAUCAAAUCACGCGUAAGUUUAAAAUAGAUCUUUGCAGAAUUUUCAAACAUGGUAAUUCACAAGUUUAUCAUUUUGCAAACAACAGCGUAAUGGCUUAAAUGGAACCACUAAAAGUUUCCUUACCUGAGAAGAAAAGUAGAGCUUUGUUGUUUUCUGUUGACUCGCCAAUGCAAGUUUAUAGCCAAAAGGGUUUGUUGUGUCGUUCUUCCCAUGAAGUGCUGACAAAAAUGGCGGCUCGGUUGCUCGAGGUAAGACGUCAUCUUCCUGUAUCAUUCUUUUUCCUGUUUACUUGAAAUGUAGAAUUUCUGCCAACAUUUCCUUUUAAAUUUGUUUGUCAUAAAUAAACUUCGAUUUUUGAGCCAAAAUUUUCUUGUUAGAAAACGCUGAGUUCACAAAACGGCUUCUUCUACACGAAUACACGAGAUUUGUAAACAAUCCAUCAACCACAAAACUCAGCUACAGUAAAUUGAAAAAUGCCGUAUUGAAUUCUUCCAAGUCUUUUCUUGCCUCAAAAAAAGUCAGCCCUUGGAUUUUGUCGACUUUUAAAAGAUCGAUCUCGAAAAAUAUGGAAAAAACACCCAGCUGACACAUUAUCCACUCACUAGGAGGUGAAUAUGGUUGAAUAGUCCGAGAUAGCGAACCAAUCUGAUUGCUUAAAUCACCAAGAUCACUGAGUGUGUAUAUACUAAAGAUAUGUAUCAUAACAGUCAUAGUGAAGGGACAUGUGUAUUGUUGGAAUACCAUCCAUGCAUAAAUUAGUACAAUAUUUUUAGACUCUACAUAGGAAUGAGGAUAUAUAUGAACUUAAAGGUGUACAUAUUGCCACCUUUGAACCUCAUCUUUUCUCAAACAAUGUUGAACAUUGUAGUAUAUCAAAUGUUAAUAGUUACCAAUGUUCCUGUAAACAGUGCUGCUCUAUAGCAGUUUAUGCGAUGUGCUACUCUCUUAUUAAUCCUUGUGGAUACUGGACUUAAGGAACUUUUUUUGCCCUUGUUAGUAACCGGAAUACACUGUAGAAUGUGAUGGGUGUGAAAACACGUCUGUCAGUCAAUCUUCCUCAAAGUGUCAGUAUCAGUGGAGCUGAGAUAAACCUUAUUCUCCAGGCUGUAACCAGUGAUGUCCUAUGUUGCAAUUUGGCUCCAAACAUGUCUGCAUUGAAGAUGUGCAUAUUUUGAAACAUUGUCAUGAAAUGACACUAUUUUUGUUGUGGAUAAGAUAUGAUCAGGGGAACCCAACGUCAAUUUUUGGAAAAUAUCUCUUGAAGACGAUUUGAGAUCUAGAAUUUUCAGAACAUUUGUUGUAAAAUUUCUUGCUUGCCUGCCUCUUCUAGAAUUUUCGAACAUCUAAAAUGGUAUAAUUGCCCAUUUUCAAUGGAUUUUUACCCUAAAAAGGUUACCUAGAGUUUUUUUCGAGCCUUUUUUCUGGCUGAAAUUUUCGAAAGGUAAGUUUUGAUCCCUAUAAUUUUCAGAUCAGUAGACUUUCAGCUAGGAAAUCUGAACAGAUGAAAAACUUUCAGGGGAUCAAAGUAUGCCUAUAUCUAUCAUUUAAAUACUAAAAUACGUUUAAAACAAUGCUAUGUUUAAGUGGUUUUGAACUAUAUUCCCGUUGGGUGCCCCUGUAUGAUGACAGUUCUUUAGCUGCAAUAAGGCAUGUUCAAAGUAUCAUACCGAUAUUACGACCACGCCCAAAUAUACGCUCCCACAGCGUCUUGUUACCAUUUAGAUUAUUAUUUGCAAGGUUCACACAAAUUCAACAGGUUUGAAGUUUAAGGCUCUACUGUUCAAUCUCAUCCGAAUUAGCAGGUGGGUCGGCCGUAGAACUCGAUUUUUGCACUGUGAAAAUUUAUCAAAAUGGAAGGGAACUGAUACAAUUGUGACUUUCCAUUGUACAGGUUGGAAAAAAAAAGAAAAGUCAGUUCUAGUGGAACACAAAUGUAAUCGUGAAAACUAAAAGUUGUAGGCAUAAUAAAAGUAAAAUUAUUCAAGAGAAUUUGCCAACCUUCAGAUUUCUUUUCGUGUUGAAUUUUUUAUGCUUCUUAUUUUAUGUACUUUUAUUGAAGUGGAGUGAUGAGACUUACGGAUAACGAGCCCCUCCAACGUUUCGAGAAUGAAUGGAAAAUAAUGGACAAGGUUCGCUACUUAAUUAAGAAAGUUCAAAAAUACCCAAAAUUCAUAAACACUUUAUACCAUAAAAUACUAGCAAGAAAAAUAUUUCAUGAUUAAGAACCAUGAGAUUUUUACCUAAAAUUUUAACCGGAACAAUUUGUAAAAGAGUUGAGGAAAAAGAGCGGCAGGAACAUGAGUCACUGUUAGUGUUGUUUUCUCCAUUUAGCAUUUUAUUAACCACCUUGUCAUUAAAAUGUUUAUUAAUGAAGUUGCUUCCACAACCAAAUUAUUCUGCAGACAAAGAAAAUUUUAAAAACAAACUUCGCUGGUCUCAUGACAUCAUUCUGUGAGUUCAAAGGUCGCUGACUGUUUUGAAAUGCAAAGUGCUAUCUUAUUUACAUCACUCUAAGCAAAUCUAUUAUGUUAAAAAGCUGAAUUAUAAAAUUACUAAUAACUUGUGACCCUUUUGAUUCCUUUGACACGACGGCGAAAAAAUUUUCAAGAACGCCUUGCCUUUUCGCUGACAUUUCAGUCAAAACAGGUGAAGCAAGUGCUUUGAGUUCACGUGGAGUGUCAUGCAAAUGUUACAUAACAACUGUGACAGGGAAUUCCUGGUUGCAACUUGAUGCGAUAGUAGAUGCGACUUUCAUUAAUUUGUUACGGUAACCCUCUCUAAUUUGCUCGAAUUUGUAUAUGAACUCAGUAAUUUUUUUCAAACAAAAUUGCUAUAAUUCGGAGAUUUAGGAAUUAAAAUUCCUGGUUAGUAAUGAUGACAUGCAAUCAGUCCAAAACAUUCAAUUGAUUGUCCGAAGUAGGUGGCAGGAUAAAGCAAAGUAGGCGGCGGUCCAUCGCCGAUAGCCGCCUUCUAUUCAAACCUCUGAAAUGUUGUAGUUCUGUUCAAUUUUAUCCUUGGGUUAGAUUUUAUUUCCCUUUGUUUUCGUGUAUAGGUAUGUUACUGGUUGGUAACGAAUGAUAAUGAUUCAAACCACAGGGAAAUAAAAUUUAAACGAAGGAUAAAAUUUAACCACAACAGAUACACCGAUUGUUCAUAGAGAAUUUAAAUUAUGCAAUCAAUAACUUAUCAACAUAACAUUCAUUAACAGUCAUAACAACAAUCUUUGGUGUGACAGUUUAUCGGCUCACAUCAGACUUCAAAACAUGUCCCCUUUCACAAGUCUUGAACGGGCAUUUUAAAAGUCUCAAGGGCUAAAUUGUUUGCUGUUUCUCUCAUUGCCUUCUUGCCCCCUCCCCCAUUGUUUCCUGGUUCAACCUCUGUUCAGCACUCAUGUGGCUGUAUCUUUUACUUUCCAAACCACACAAAGAAAAAUGCCAAAAAACUGGCAGCUAUGCAGGCUAUGGUAUUCACUAUUGGCAUUUCAGAAUGUGAUUCAGGUUAUUUGUAGACUGAUCAAAAUGCUUUUUUAUAUAACAGCUGUUGUUAAUGAAUCUUUAACCUCUGGUGAAUUCCUUCUGCGCUUAAACGAUUUUUGAUUCGGCCAGUCCUGAAGAAGCCAGGUGUUAACAAGGAUGUUUUAAAAAAUUACCAACCUGUAGCCAAUAUACCUUUCCUAGUAAAAGUCAUUGAGAAGGUUGUCACGGUUCAGACACAUUCAUACUUGGAGGAUAAUCUAUUAAUGCCUUCUAUGCAAUCCGUUUAUCGUAAACAUCACUUGACCGAGACUGCCCUUCUGCCACUAAUGAAUGAAAUUCUUAGGACUGUUAAUUGUCGGCAAGACGUUGUUUUAGUCGUGCUUGAUUUGUCAGCUGCAUUUAACACCCUAGACCAUACUAUACUGUUGGACAGGGCUGAGUAGAUACUUCGGUUUUUCCCACACAGUGCUAAGAUGGUUUUCGUCAUAUCUUACUGGUCAGAUACAAUAUGUUAGUAUUGGUAAAACAAUAUCUAGCAGUCAGAGAUUAGAAUGUGGAGUUCCGCAAGGUUCGAUACGCGGUCAUCUCUUGUUUUUUCUUUAUACAGCACCUAUUCAAGACAUAAUCUCUGCUCAUAACCUCGAUUGUAUGUUCUGCACAGAUGACUCUCAACUCUACAUAACUAUUGACCCUCAUGAUCAACGUUCUGCUCUCAACACCCUUCAGAAGUGUAUCAGUGAAAUCAUAGAAUGGAACACCAUCAAUAAGUUAGUGUGCAAUCCUAGUAAAACAGAGGUCAUUCAAUUUAGUCCUCGUUUCAUCAAGAACCCAAUUCUCAGUGAUUUUUUUGAUUGGCAAUGCUAGAGUACAACCAUCAGACCAAGUUUGUAAUCUUGGUGUAAACCUAGAUAGAGAGCUCAAUCUUAGUCAUCAUAUUAAUGAAAUAUGCAGAAAGGCUAUGCUAGCGAUUCGAUUCAUUGGCAGAUUGAGGAAGUAUGUGAGCAAGGAUCACCUUAAGAUGAUGGUCUCUGCUUUUGUUAUGUCAUGCUUGGAUUAUUGUAACAGUUUAUACUGUGGCUUACCCAAGCGAGAUAUAGACAAGCUACAACGUGUUCAGAACUGUGCCGCAUGCUUGGUUUUAGGAAUAAGAAGAUCUGACCAUAUAACUCCUGUCGUGAAAGACUUGCCCUGGCUUCCUAUUGGCGUAUGAAUUGAUUUUAAGAUUUAAAAUUUUAAAGGAUUUACAGGGCUUCUCAUAGGUCACGGGAAAAAAGUCAAAUUUCAUGGGAUUGUGAGGGACAAAAUCGUGGAAAAAUGGGCCGAUUUGGUGGGAAUUUAGGGGGAAUUUUCGGGGCAAACUUGGCGGGAAAGCAAUCGGUAAAAACGGAGGAUUUUGUGGUUAUUUUCAGGGCAAAUUUCACUAGAAAUCGAUCGGUUUUGCGCUGAUCAGACCAGCGUUUUUAAUGUUUUUCUAACAGAGGUCAUCAUUUGCUCUUUCAACAACAAUACACUCCAGAAGUGAACCAAUGGCAAAGCCUUUAACAUCAUGGCUAGUGCCCAUUUUUUCGCAACAUAAUCUACGUUUGGUAGUUUUGGAACGUUGUUUACACAUUUUAGUGACGAAGUUUUGACAUAAAUUUGCGAGUUUACGGCAAGUAAAUACCCCCAGUAGCUGAGACAAGUUUCAAAAUUGCUGUACAGACAUGUAUUUGAUAAGAUUUCUACUAAAUUUCACGGUAUUUUGCGUGUUUUUGUGAAUUUUGCGGGAUUUCAUGGAUUUACCUGAAUUUUGCAGCUCCUCGACCACGCGAAAUAUCGCUCCUUACUAUUUGCCUUCACUCCUUCUCAAAUACCAGCCGUCUUGUUUACUCUGCUCAUCUAAUAGAUUGCUUUUACAAGUUCCUUCUGUUUAUACCGUGGCUUAAGGACACUGCUCAUUUUCAUUUUAUGUAAUGAUAAUAAUCAUAUCAAAAACUCUGAAUCUGUUUCUACUUUUAAGCACAGUUUGAAAACUUUUCUUUUUAGGAAUAAUUACUAUACACAGUUUCAUUUCGACUUUAUUUACUAUUGUAAACACAUUGAGAAUUCUUUAAAUGCACCAUAAAAACCUACUUUUACUAUUAUUUAUUUAUUUGUUUACAAAUGAUAACAUUUUUCUUCGAGAUAUUACGCCAGCCUUUACGAUUGUUUAAAGAUCAUACAGACGUGGCAUUUGAUGAUGUAUUUUAUUUGCAGCUACGGAAAAGGUUUGUUUCUCGUUUUCAUCUCAAAGACAACACUUCAUUGUACCAGACACUGUGGGUGUACUGACAAACAGCAUGAGCCUUGUUCUCUGCAUUGACCCUAGUGAAUGCCACUUCAUAAAGUGUGAAGAAGUUGCUUCAAAUUGGUUUAACCUAAUGUUUGAACUGCCUAAUAGAAGAGAAGUGGUGGAUAAACUCUGUCUGAAUGCCUUAGAAAAGGAACCAUGGCUUGCCCAAUGUGGUGUCAGAGCUGUAAAAAUUGGUGACAAGUCUGAGAUCCAUAUGCAGUCACCAAUUACACGUUCUGUUCCAACAUCCAUUGCAGAGGCUAAUCUUUCAUGCUCACAAGGUAGGAUGCUUCCUUCCUUCCUUGUAACAGCUGUACAUUAAGCUAUUGUCACCUUAGUACAGAGGGUGGAGAGGGAAAGUUUCCUCCCUGAUCUUGUUUUUGCCAAUGGACUUCUUGAUCCCAAGUCACAGCUGACCACGCACUAUUGAUCCCUGAUGUUCGUAAAUGGCUGAAAUUUCUCCUUGUCUAGUUGCCCAUUAAUUUUAUCCUGCAGUUUUAUAACUGAUCAGUUGAUACAAAAAUUCUUGUUUGAGGAAAGUAGAACCAGCACAACUAAACUGUUAAUCAGUCUUGCCACCAGUUUAACGUAUUCAACUUUGAGCAAAUUCGGAAAUUAUAAUAAGCCUGCAAGGCAUUUAGUGAAAUUUAAGCCCUGACUUGACAGGAUAUCUGGGAGCAAUAGUGAUCUAUUAGAAAUCUUAUGACAUAAUAACUAAGACACUGCAAAAUUCUUAUCUUUGGAGACUUACAGUAUUUUUUAAACAUUGGUAUUUGGUUGGAAUAGAAGGAUGUUGUUACAUGUAUACCCUCAUGAUACAAUAAUCAUUUUUUUGUGAUAGAGAAAAUAACCUUUUACCUUUUUUGUCAGAAAUGUAGCCUCUGGUAACUCUACCACUUUGUAAUUGUUUGUACAUACUCAAAGUUAUAAAGUUAUCUAUGACCUUUAGGACUAGAAGAGGUAGUGGUACAACGGAUGAGGAGUGGCCACAGAGAUUGUUUAUGGGUGGUUCAGUUAAUCAAAAAAACUAAAAUUCAUCUUUUGCUGUCUUUCUUAACCAGUUUAGUAUUUUAUGAGCAGCUUUGUUUGUUUUACUGCCAACUACCAAAACUGUGCACACGUAAAAUAUUUCUGGAACCUUUAUUAUGUUCUGAAAAUCACAGCAAAGAUCACAACACAUGAGCUCAAGCCACAAAACCACAAACUAAUUAUAAUCUCAUUGCUGGCAGUUCGGUUUUUUUAAUGUCUGAUUGGCUUUUUUCUUGAACCACAAUAGCAUUCCAGAAAUAUUUCUGGCUCCAGUUGUUCAAACAUUGGAUAGUGUUAUCCAGUGGAUAAAUCACCAUCCAGCAGAGAAGUAUUAGAGAAACUAAUACAUUAUUGCAUUAUCCACUGGAUAGUGAUUUAUUCAGUGGAUAGCAUUAUCCAUCUUUCGAAAAACUAGGCCCCAGUGGUGACUGUUUUGUUGUUUUCACAGUAAGGUUACAUGUAGCUCAAAAGUAGAUAUCUCUAUCAAACUGGGUACAUGUACUGUGCGUAACUCAUUAAUCCAUGGAAAUCAUUUCAUAAAGUGUCGCUGAAAGUUUCUUGAGUUGUUUUCUGGUCAACCGUACUUGCAAAAAAAAGUCAAAACUGUCCAAAGCAUCAUUUGUAAGUCAAGCACUAUGCUGCCUUUUGUUCCUGAUGGUAAAUUGUAGCUUCUGAAGUUCGCCAAACUGUAGAAGGCAAAAUUUUAAUACUACCUCCAUGGAUUAGUAAAUCAACCUUCUCAGUUUUUGAAAAUAAGACUGACCUAUUGUAAUCUUUCUAUUUAUAGAUGUGUCACAUCAUGUACGUCCUUGUUUGCAUUAUGAUCAAAAGUUAGAUUUGAUAGUUGUUGUGGACUGUGCUACCACAAAUCCUGCCAUUCUUGGGAAGCUCAAGACAGAGCUAAAGCAUAUGGUGAAUGUCAUCUCGGGAAGAAGUGUCCAUUUCCGUCUGGCAAUAAUCAGUUACCAAAAUCAUCCCAAUAUUGGACGAAGAGGCCAAACUACAUCUGGUUCCAACAUAGCUGUAGUUGUUAACUUCACGGAUGACAAAUCAAAAAUGAAAGAAAACAUCAACAGCUUGAGGUGUUUUGGUAACAGUGGCUCUAGGAGAGGCCUGGCUGACGGACUGGCUUUGGCUGUGCACCUAAGCAAUAAUGAUGAUGAUGAUUGUAACAAUGAUUAUAAAUGCCGCCGAGAAGCCCUCAAAGUCUGUGUACUGCUGCGUGAGUAUGCUUGUUUGCAAUGGGAAAAAAUUACUAAGACUUUCAACACGUUAUGUGAAAGGACCAUGUUAUAUUCACACAUGAAAUGAUCACUGUUGCUACAGUUACACUAAAUCACGCCUUCUGCAGCAAAAAAAUAUUUAAGUGAAUUGUUCCUCUUUUAUAAUACAGUGUAAUUAGAACAUAUUACAUGUCCGCUUGGAGGUACAUGCACAAAAUUUCUCUUCGAGUGUAUGUUUAUGUUUAUGUUUUUUUUCCAACUCUCGAACAGAAAUUUCUUAUCUCCACUCGGCCAUGUAAUAUCCUCCAGUUCUGGUGAGGACAAUGCCUGGUUUAUAGAGAGUUAAUAUACUGAAAAGGUGUGAUGUAGGCAGGGGAUUUUGACAAAAACCCUGAAGAAGAUACAGUACAUUUGACUCUGAAGAUGACUACCGCACGGGUUGUCGAAACGUCAGUCACUGUCAACAACAACAUACCCUGGGUACCAGAGGUUUUUCUCGCGUAUUGCGGGAAUUUUCGGUGUUGGCCGAAGGCCGACACAUCUUCGGCCAUAGGCCGAAGCCACGAGCGGCGAAGCCGCGAGAAAAAACUUAUCGGGCGGGUCACUAUAAAGACUUGACAGAAACCGGAAACUGCGCUAGAAAAGUCUCUGGCACCCAGGGUAACAACAACAGUCCUAUUCAGGACUACGUUCACCAGGACGAUCAAACCCAAUCUACUUUUGACAUGUAUUGCUUUUCAUGGAGUUUGAUAAUAUGAAAUGACGCCCUUUACUCCUGAUCUAAUAUCUGCUCCUUUCGAGUUACAAGACAAGGAAAAUCUACUAGUGGUUUAUCAAAAGUCACUUGGGAGCUCUAUUCCAGAACGUGACCCCUUCAGUUGUCAAUGAAUCCUUUUUCCAAGUUUUGAUAAAGACCUGUAAACGAAUAUCUAUCAACGCUGCUGGAAAGAAAGCCUUAAAGUUAGGAAACUUACCAAGUUUAAAUGUUAUACGUCCAAAGCGAGCGAAGAUAUUUCUCCACAAAGUCGCAGAAUUUUACAGACGUUUGUAUGAUGGGAGGCACGAACUUGCCCCCGCCCCCCACCAUAGAAACGGCUGUAAAAUUUCGAGGCCUUUUGGACCUAUAUCUUCGUGAGUUUUAAACAACUUUAAACGUUGGCAACAUUACUGAUUGUAAGGGGUUUGUUCCAGUCGUGAUGACGAAUGGUCCCAGUCGAAAAUUGAAAAACCCAUGGAAGGGGCAGUGAUAAUGAUCAUUGUUAUUUGCAAUUACAGCUUUAGAAGUUCAAGUUGGUACUCUUGAUAUUUUCAAAUGUACAUGUGCCAAUGGCCAUGAUGUCUUAAGCCUUUGUAGACAACUUGCUGCGAAUGCCGUUACACUUUACGUGGUGUUGUGCAGGAGUUCAAAGCCAGGAAUACCUCCCUAUCUUCGAAAUUCUGGACGACGUAUUGAUCUCAUGGCAGAGUUUUUUACAGGAAUUUCCCUGAUGACUGGCGGGCAGUUUAUCUACAGCGAAAGUGUCAAGCUUGUUUCUGAGGUAAUUCUCAUGCCUAAGAAUGCAAUUGCGGUAAAUUUUAAAGAGCCUGUGACACACGUCUGCGCAUGUGCGGCGUUUUGAUUUCUGCUCGACGGAAAGUUUUUCAAAGUUAGUUUUCGGUGAAGAAAUCUUUUUCCAUCGACCUAAUGAGGCUUGAGAAUUUUAUAUAUCUCUUUCUUUCCAUUCAUACCGUACAGUGUGAUCGAACACACGCACUUUGGUAUGGUAGACCGCGGUUUUGUUUACUCCUUGCGUUCGAAAAAGAAAAUACUCUUCGCCUUGCUGACUCUUCUUGCCUGGAACGCUUAACAAAAAGGAAUUAUUAACUGUUUGUGUCCUAGGGUUCGUUUUGUUCGAUAUUAUUUUAAUACUAGAUUAUAGACUGAAGGCGAGUUAACCAUACUGGUAAGCGAGAUGACUGAAAAACGGUUAUAUGUGGAUGUCGCUAGAUAUCUGAAUGACCCUUGCCCAAUACCGGUGUCCGCUCGUUUCGCUACAAUGCGAUUCGCGGCGAAGUUUUAAAGUCGUUUCGCUGCAUCACAAAGUUGAAAACUGCUCUAAAGUUUGCUGGUGUUUGUUCGAUGAUUAACUCAGUGAAAUGGUAAUUAACUCGUCCGUAUUAUUCGUUUUUAGUUAAUUUUAUGUGUCUUGAACGGUUUUAUACAAAAGGUCAAUUUCAGCGCCAUCUGAACGUGAUACAGCGAAACGACUUUGCUGCGAAUCGACUUCAUUUUGCAGCGAAACGACUGGUAAGCCCAACUGUCACUGGCAUGUUUUAUCCUAACUCAAAGAGGUUUAACCAAGAGUCUGUCAGAACUGGCUAGACAAACCAGUCAUUUUGCUACAGCUUUGAUUCGAAGUAUAGACUAUCGCUUCUUGUUCUGAAGGAUCUGAAAUAGAGGAAAGCAUUUCAGUGGAUUUUAUUGGACGUUACGUCACCAGGGUUUGAGCCAGGCCGCGCCAUUGCGCCAAUCCCUCACUGCAAUUGGAAUUGUCCCUUUAAAAAACGGCCAAGGGGACAAUUUGUCCCCUUCAAAAUUUAGGGAAAAAACUCGAAAGGAAGCACACACGAAGAGAUUUAUUUCAGUACAGAAAUUGCAAGCUGAAACAGAACGUGGAAAGUAUAUUUUAUCGCACCUUUAAAGUUCAUUCCAAAGUUACGCUUCAGUCACACUCUACUGCUAUUUUUGUCGGAAAUCUAAGACAGGGCUUCUGAUUCUUCGCGCGGUCGCGGAGCCGCGAAAUUCACAAAAACACGAAAAAUACCGCGAAAUUCGGUAGAAAUCUUAUCAAAUACAUGUCUGUAAAACAUAUUUGAAACUUAUUUCAGCUAUAGGGGCUAUUUACUUGCCGUAAACUUGCAAAUUUAUCUUGGAACUUUGUCAUUGAAACAUGCAAACAGAUUAUGUUGCGAAAAACUGGGCACUAGCCAUGAUGUUAAAGGCUUUGCCAUUGGUUCAUUUCUGGAGCGUAUUGUUGCUGAAAGAGCAAAUGAUGAGCUCUGUUAGAAAAACGUUAAAAAGGCUGGUCUGAUCAGCGCAAAACCGAUCGAUUUCUAGCGAAAUUUGCCUUGAAAAUAACCACAAAAUCGGCCGUUUUUUACCGAUUGCUUUUCGGUGAAGUUUGCCUCGAAAACUCCCGCGCAAUCGGCCGAUUUUUCCGCGAAUUUGUCCCUAAAAAUCCCGCGAAAUUUCACUUUUUCUUCCGAGACCUAUCAGAAGCCCUGCUAAGAAGACAAACCCCUUUGCAUCAGCAGAAGGGUGUACAAAUUUCUGUCCCCCUAAAAAUGAAAAUGUCCCCCAAAAAUUUAGCCAAGGGGACAAAUUGUCCCCCAGUGAUCAAAUCCUAGCUCAAACCCUGCGUCACCUGGGUUGAUCUUUAGAACUGAGUUUUGAGGGUGGAGGUGCUAUCACGCCUUUUACCGCAAGAUGAAAUUGAGGAAUAAAUAUAACUUACGUUAAAAACGUUUUUGGUGUUUUGCUUAUAGAUAAUUUCCUAUAUCGUUGAGGUGGAUAAAUCUAUGGAGCGUCUCUUUGGUACAGCUCAUGAUAUUAUUCUUGACGAAAUCGAGAUGAACGACGGAGACGUGGUCUUGGAAGAGCUGCUUACCAAAGUUCAAGAAGAGCUCACUAAAAGAUCUUUGCAUGUUAACCUCAUAGCAAUUAAUGGAUCAACCAUUGGUCCAAGCUCCAAGUUAGCAAGUAAGUUUUCAUUGGACAACAGCAUUGAUGGUGCCUGCAAAACAUGGCAAAGAGAAGUGAAAAAAAUGCGGCAAGCGGAUUUGGCCAUUGCAUCAGGAAGUCCAGGUGACGUCAACAUAGAGGAAGCAGCUGGUCCACAAGUUCAACUGCUGGAAAAACAGAAUGUAACCAGGGAAGUUUCAGAAAGAAUGGUACGGAGAGUAGUUGGGGGUUGAGAGCAAUAUCGGCCUAGAAAAUAGAAUUAAUUGAUUCGUUAUAGAUAAUAACGAUCGACCCGAAUUUUGUACCAACCUUCUUAUGAAUUCAAACAUAUUUCAGUAUUCGAUAUGAGGAAUUAAAUUCUAGAAUGGCUUCCGCGGGCUUUUGAGCUUAUAUUUCUUAGGGUUAGUGUAAAGAGCAAGUGAGCAUGCUGUGUUUACUGCUCUCGUUCACGAAGGAACUUAUUUUAUCUGAGUCAUUUUAGAAGAAAUUCGUUAGAUGCGCAGAAAAAACGAACGAAAAGAACAGCUUCGGAGAUUUUCUUAACUUUUACUGAAAAAUGUGCAGAUAUUCGCAUAUUGCUGAGAUCGACUUAGAUUGGAUGAAUCAUGUCAGGCGAGCUGACUAUACACCGUUGAAUAUUGUAGGGAUGUUGUUUAUUAUCCAAAUCGUUAGUAAGGCUGCAAGCAUAGAAGGAGAUAGUUAAAAUGUAAAAAGAAACGUAAAAUUCUUUUUUGCCGCCAGUAGGAUAGCGUCUGCUAGGUUCUCAGAUAAUACCGGCGUCGCAAAAACAAUAGACUACGAGCAGUCUCCCUUUUUUCUUGUUCCAUCGAUCAAAACGCGCGAGACACGCAAAUGACCACGCGCGUGACUGAAGGCACGAGACGAAAGAGGUUCAUUUUUCUUUUCGGGCUGCUGCCCUCAUUUCUCGCGUCUCUCGCCGCUCGCGCGCGCGUGCACUCUCCUCACUAAAUCUGAAAAAAAGAGAGACUGCUGGCAGUCUACGAAAACAAGGUCAACAGACGCUCAAGUUUUCGUUCACCUUAUGUAAAGGAACCCGGAUUUCGGAAUCCGGAAAAUUUUUGCUUGUCUAGUGGAAUCCGGAAUCCUGAGCUUUGGAAUCCGGAAUACUGCUCAAAGAAUCCGUAAUCCACCAACGAUUGGAAUCCAGAGUCCAAGUUCCAGUGACAAGGCACCGGAAUCCAGUACGUGAAAUCUGGAAUCCAUGGCGUGGAAUCCAGACUACUGGAUUCCCUUACGGCUUGGGACGAUUUCACGAUCGUUGCACUUUUCGGGAGCCUAGAACAGGCUACUAGAAUGAUUAGAUAGAUAACGGUAUGGAAUUAUAAAUUUGUCAGUUUGUCCAGUCAAACUGGAUUUGCCGCUUGGAUUAGUCCUUAUUGUAACUUUUUUCGCUGUAACGCGGAAGGUAGUUUUUUUAGAAAUAAAGUUGAAGAAUUUGGAACACUAGAAC